AUGAGCGCAACAAUCGGCGAGCAAAAGCCGGUGCACACCAUCGUUCUAGAUACUGGUGCCAUCAUCCGUAACCAUCCUACUGUAUCGACUCUUCUUGCCCAAUCCGAGCAAAUCGUCACCGUUCCUGCCAUCAUCACGGAAAUCAGAGAUGCUGCCACCCGUACCCGCGUAGAGACGCAGCUCAUGCCGUUCUUGACCAUCCGUUCGCCGAAUCCCGCCAGUAUCAAGUUUGUCACCGACUUUGCGCGCAAGACUGGUGAUCUGGAUGUUCUUUCCAAGCCCGAUAUUCAGAUCGUUGCACUGGCUUACGAGUUGGAGUGCGAGCGCAAUGGUGGCGACUGGAGACUUAGAAGGAACCCUGGUCAGAAGGGCAUGAACGGCAAACCUCCGGUCAAGGAAGAGGUCAAGCCCGAAGAGACAGAGGAGCCCAAGAACGAGGAUACUGGAGAGACCAAGCAGGAGCAGACAUCCACCGAGGAGACCGCAAAGGAGCCCACCGAGGCUUCCGUUCAGCAAAUCUCAGAAGACCUUGCCCAAGCGAAGAUCGAAGAAGUACAACAGGUCGCCUUGGAACAACCAGCAGCUCAGGAUGCUCAGCCCACCCCUACGACCGUAGAAGUUGCUGCAGACUCGGGCGAGGACUCGGAUGGUGGCUGGAUUACUCCCUCCAACCUGAAGAAGCAUCAAGAGAAAGACUCAUCGGGCAGCACCGAGAGCACUCAGACACAACAAUCCGUCCUCCAAGUCGCGACACUUACAACCGAUUUUGCCAUGCAAAACGUGCUCCUUCAAAUAAACCUCAACCUGCUAUCACCGACCAUGCAACGUGUAAAGCACCUCAAGACCUACAUCCUCCGCUGCCACGCCUGUUUCUGCACAACAAAGGAGAUGAGCAAGCAAUUCUGCCCCAGAUGUGGAAGUCCUACCCUCACCCGCGUGGCUUGCAGCACAACCUCCAACGGAGAGUUCAAGUUGCACCUCAAGAAGAACAUGCAAUGGAACACCCGCGGCGACCGCUUCAGUAUUCCCAAGCCUGUACACGGCAGCGCAAAUGGUAGAGUCCAGGGUGGUGGUAAAGGCCACUGGGGCAACGAGUUGAUUCUCGCCGAAGAUCAAAAGGAGUACACCAGACAUUUCGAGACGGAGAAGAGGAGAAAGGAGAGAGAUCUUAUGGAUGAGGAUUAUCUCCCUAGCAUCUUGACGGGAGACCGCCACAGAACUGGUGGCAGGAUGAAGGUUGGUGGUGGACGCAACGUCAACUCGAAGAAGCGAUAG
Molecule: messenger RNA, 1275 nt
Organism: Aureobasidium subglaciale EXF-2481
Lineage: Eukaryota; Fungi; Ascomycota; Dothideomycetes; Dothideales; Saccotheciaceae
Exons: 1
Coding region: 1-1275 (424 amino acids)
Biological process (GO): ribosomal small subunit biogenesis; maturation of SSU-rRNA
Cellular component (GO): preribosome, small subunit precursor
Molecular function (GO): RNA endonuclease activity
Source: RefSeq, a predicted model, not a curated record